GAUUCAUCAUCUUAACAGAGGAAAGAGUUUUGAAAUUGGUUCUUCUCCAUGGAGUUUCAUAUUCCUUCUUUCAACCUCAUCAUCUCCUUUCUCUUGUUCUUUUUCAUGGCAGUCAAAAUAAUAAAGGGACACAAAUCCAGGAGUUCAAGCUCAAAGAUGCCCCCAGGGCCCUGGAAACUACCACUAAUUGGAAACUUGCACCAGCUGGUCGGUUCACAACCCCAUCGUCGCCUGAGAGACUUGGCCACGAAAUAUGGACCUUUGAUGCACCUCCAGCUUGGUGAAGUUUCAACCGUCGUUGUUUCUUCCGCAGAGAUUGCCCGAGAAGUUUUGAAAACCCAUGACCUCAACUUUGCAGACCGGCCCUUUCUGGUUUCCUUGAAGUUGGUGACUUAUGACCAUACUGAUAUUGCUUUUGCACCAUAUGGAAAUUAUUGGAGACAGCUCCGAAAAAUUGCAACCAUAGAGCUAUUAAGUGCAAGACGAGUCCAAUCACUGCGAUCAGUCAGGGAAGAGGAGGUCUCAAAUCUCAUUAAAUCCAUACAGGCUAAUGAAGGAUCAGUAAUCAAUCUUAGUGAUGAAAUUGUCAAGUUCACAUAUGGCAUAACAGCCAGGGCGGCUUUCGGAGAAAGAUGCAAAGAUGAAGAAGCUUUCCUAUCAUGCGUACUGGAAAUCAUAGAGGCAGGUGCAGGUUUCUCCAUUGUUGAUUUCUACCCUUCUGUUAAAGCAAUUCAGGUGAUUAGUGGAAUGGAUCUGAAGCUUGAGAAGCUGCAUCAGAAGAGUGAUGGAAUACUUGAAAAUAUCCUGAAUGAUCAUAAAGAGAAGGAGAGGACAAAAAUUGACGAAAGAGAAGUAAAGGAAGAUAUAGUUGAUGUUCUUUUGAGAGUCCAGCGGGAGGGUGACCUUGAAUUUCCCCUAACUGACAACAACAUCAAAGCAGUCAUCCAUGAUAUUUUUAGUGCUGGGAGUGAGACAUCAUCAACGGCUUUACAGUGGGCAAUGCCAGAAUUGUUGAAAAACCCAAGGGUAAUGAAAGAGGCACAAGCUGAAGUAAGACGAGUCUUUGAUGGAAAAGGAUAUGUUGAUGAAAAUGGCAUUCAGGAAUUGAAGUACUUGAAAUCAGUGAUCAAAGAAACCCUGAGGCUGCACGCUCCUGUACCUCUUUUACUUCCAAGAGAAUGCAGAGAGAGUUGCGAAAUCAACGGGUACACGAUUCCUGAAAAGACUAGAGUGGUUGUUAACGGAUGGGCAAUUGGAAGAGAUCCUGGAAACUGGAACGACGCUGAGACAUUUUAUCCUGAGAGAUUUCUUGACAGUUCAAUUGAUUUCAGGGGAGCAGAUUUCGAAUACAUUCCAUUUGGAGCUGGAAGGAGAAUUUGUCCAGGCUUAACGUUUGCACUACCAAAUAUUGAGCUGCCACUCGCACAACUUCUGUACCAUUUUGAUUGGAAGUUCCCAAAUGGGAUGAAUCCUGAAGAUCUAGACAUGACUGAGGUCUUUGGUAUAACUUUAGGCAGGAAAAAAGACUUGAUGCUGAUUCCUAUUCCUUAUCGUUCUUAAUCUUAAUCUCCCAACAACAUAUAGAUCUCAUGAGAUUAUGAUCGAUGUUCGUGUAGAUGUGCAGUGUGUAAAAUGGUUAAGCUUGUUAAACUUGUUUACUUCGAAUAAGUAAUGUCAAGGGAAAUAAAUUAAAAUGAUUUAAAGUUUUCGGGGCUAUUUGUUGUUUAA
Messenger RNA from Pistacia vera, 1728 nucleotides. Its product is annotated as cytochrome P450 71D10-like. Bases 49 to 1560 code for a protein of 503 amino acids. Gene Ontology annotation, molecular function: oxidoreductase activity, acting on paired donors, with incorporation or reduction of molecular oxygen; monooxygenase activity; heme binding. The transcript has 2 exons. NCBI's taxonomy places the organism in Eukaryota, Viridiplantae, Streptophyta, Magnoliopsida, Sapindales, Anacardiaceae. The record is from RefSeq and is a predicted model, not a curated record.